AUGGAAGAGAUUCAGUCGCAAGCCAAGGUUUUGGUGUCACAAUUGGUGACGAAAGCGGAGUCGUUUCCAUGCGUUAACAUCCACACGCCAUCGAUCGAACAUCCGUUCGGGCUUGAACUAUGGCCGAUUUUCAGCAAAGCGUUCGAGGCCGUUGCUGGGUACCCUGCCGAGCAGUUUGAGUUCGUCCACAACAAGACUUUCUUGGCUAACGGGUACCAAGCCAUCGGCGUGAUCGUUGCGUACUAUAUUGUCAUUUUUGGCGGCCAAGCCAUCCUCCGCGGCGUAAAUGCGUCGCCAGUGAGGUUGAGUCUAUUGUUCCAACUGCACAAUUUGGUCCUGACGUCCGUGUCGCUGGUUUUGCUGUUGCUUUUGGUCGAACAGCUGGUGCCCAUGGUUGUCAAGCAUGGUCUCUUGUGGGCCAUCUGCGACAAACAGGCGUUUGCGCCCAAGCUCGUGACCUUGUACUACCUAAACUAUUUGACCAAAUACCUGGAGCUCAUCGACACCGUGUUUUUGAUUUUGAAGAGAAAGAAGCUGUUGUUUUUGCACACCUAUCACCAUGGUGCCACUGCUUUGUUGUGCUACACGCAAUUAACGGGUAGGACUUCCGUGGAGUGGGUCCCCAUUGUGUUGAACUUGGGCGUGCACGUGGUCAUGUACUGGUACUAUUUUUUGAGUGCACGUGGCAUCCGCGUGUGGUGGAAAGAGUGGGUCACGCGGUUCCAAAUCAUCCAGUUUUUGAUCGACUUGGUGUUUGUGUAUUUCGCGACUUACACUUUCUACGCCAACAAGUACUUUGACGGGAUUUUGCCCAACAAGGGCACUUGCUACGGCACCCAGGACGCUGCCGCUUACGGAUAUUUGAUUUUGACCUCGUACUUGGUCUUGUUCAUCUCGUUCUACAUCCAGAGCUACAGAAGAGGCGCGUCCAAGAAGAAGGCCGCGGCGCAAGCCGCGGCCGAAGUCGCCGUCUCGUCCACUUCCAGCGCAGUGGACAAGAGAAAGCACGCUACCAAGGCGACUUCCAGAAAGGCGUAG
Molecule: messenger RNA, 1038 nt
Organism: Lachancea mirantina
Lineage: Eukaryota; Fungi; Ascomycota; Saccharomycetes; Saccharomycetales; Saccharomycetaceae
Source: the annotation of a GenBank genome assembly